Messenger RNA from Molossus molossus (Pallas's mastiff bat), 1299 nucleotides. Its product is annotated as kynurenine/alpha-aminoadipate aminotransferase, mitochondrial-like. The record is from RefSeq and is a predicted model, not a curated record. Gene Ontology annotation, molecular function: L-kynurenine:2-oxoglutarate transaminase activity; pyridoxal phosphate binding. Lineage: Eukaryota; Metazoa; Chordata; Mammalia; Chiroptera; Molossidae. Gene Ontology annotation, biological process: biosynthetic process.
AUGAAUUACACGCGGUUUAUCACAGCGGCGAGCGCAUCAAGACAGCCUUCUCCCAUCGGCGUACUGACUGAUAUAUUGAGCACAGCACCAAAAUCGGUCAUCUCCUUAGCUACUGGAUCACCAAAUCCGAACAUGUUUCCUUUUAAGGCUGCUGUUAUUACCAUAGAAAUUGGAAAGACCAUCCAAUUUGAUGAAGACAUAAUGAAGAGAGCACUUCAAUAUUCCCAAAGUGCUGGAUAAACUAUAGAUAAUAUAAUUUUCAUCCCAGAGCUGUUGUCCUGGCUAAAAGAGUUACAAGUAAAAUUGCACAAUCCUCCCACCCUUCAUUAUCCACCCAGCCAAGGACAAAUGGAUAUAUGUGUCACAACUGGCAGCCAAGAAAGUCUUUGUAAGGUGUUUGAAAUGCUCAAUCGUAAAGAUAACAUCCUCUUAGAUGAACCUGUUUAUCCGGGAGCACUUCAAGCUCUGCACCCACUGGGCUGCAACAUGUUUAGUGUUUCCAGUGACGAGUAUGGGAUGAUUCCAGACGCCCUCAAAGAAAUACUUUCCAGAUGGAAACCUGAAGAUUCAAAGAACCCCGAGAAAAACACCCCCAAAUUUCUCUAUACUGUCCCCAGUGGCAACAACCCUGCCGGAACCUCAUUAACAAGUGACUGCAAAAAGGAAAUCUGUGAGCUCGCAAGGAAAUACGAUUUUCUCAUAAUAGAAGAUGAUCCUUACUAUUUUCUUCAGUACAACAAGCCCUGGGCACCGACAUUUCUUUCCAUGGACACUGAUGGCCGUGUUAUCAGAGCUGACUCUUUUUCAAAAAUCCUGUCCUCUGGGUUGAGAAUAGGGUUUAUAACUUGUCCAAAACCUUUGAUAGAGAGAGUUGUUUUACACACACAAGUCUCAACAUUGCACCCCAGCACUUUUACACAGCUAAUGGUAUUGCAGCUUCUUCACCACUGGGGAGAAGAGGGCUUCCUGGCUCACGUAGAGAGGGUUAUUGAUUACUAUAGGAAGCAGAAGGAUGCAUUACUGGCAGCUGCAGACAAGUGGUUAAGUGGUUUGGCAGAAUGGCACGCUCCUACUGCUGGAAUGUUUGUAUGGAUCAAAAUUAAAGGCAUUUCUGAUGUAAAAAAACUGAUUGAAGAAAAAGCCAUUAAGAAAGAGAUAUUAAUGGUUCCUGGAAAUGCUUUCUACAUCGAUAGCUCAGCUCCUAGCCCUUACUUUAGAGCAUCCUUCUCUUUGGCUUCUCCAGAACAAAUGGAUACGGCUUUCCAGAGAUUAGCCCAACUUAUAAAAGAAUCUAUAUGA